Molecule: messenger RNA, 799 nt
Organism: Thunnus maccoyii (southern bluefin tuna)
Lineage: Eukaryota; Metazoa; Chordata; Actinopteri; Scombriformes; Scombridae
Gene: atp6v0e1
Product: ATPase H+ transporting V0 subunit e1
Exons: 4
Coding region: 131-376 (81 amino acids)
Biological process (GO): proton transmembrane transport
Cellular component (GO): proton-transporting V-type ATPase, V0 domain
Molecular function (GO): proton-transporting ATPase activity, rotational mechanism
Source: RefSeq, a predicted model, not a curated record
GCUGGUUGAUGGUCAUGUGAUACGUGCUGCCUCCUCUGUCGUCGUAAGGCAGCUGGAUACAGUUAAAGUUGUCUGAAGUUAAAAGUUAGUAUCUCUGGGAUAUACUGUUGGUGUUAAACCCACCACCACCAUGGCAGGAUUAAGCUUUGUGAUCUCCAUGUCUGUGGUGACCCUGUUCUGGGGUAUAGUUGGAGGAGUGGUGCCCUGGUUUAUCCCCAAAGGACCAAACAGAGGAGUGAUUGUCACAAUGCUGGUGUUAACUGCUGUUUGCUGCUACCUGUUCUGGCUGAUAGCAAUUCUGGCCCAGCUGAACCCACUCUUUGGACCUGCUCUGUCCACUGACACCAUAUGGUACUUGAGGUAUCACUGGCCUUAAAUGCACCCUCCAGAUCUCCCGGCAGUGCAACAGGGGAGGAGCUGACGCUGCUGCGAACCAAUGGAGCAUUCGCUCUUCACUUCAUGCAGAGAUCAUUCCUGCUGAAUCGCCUUAAACUCUGUUCGUUGUGUGAUUUCUGAGUGAUGCCCACACCAGUGCCUUGUACAAAAAAAUGAUUCCCAAAGGACUCUCUGAAAAAUCUCGCUGAAUGUGUUUUACUUUAAAUUAAAGCGACCUUGACGUGGUGAUGUUUGGUUUAUAUUAUGUAUAUUGUGUUUAAUGCUAUUGUUAAUAUAAAUUACUUUGCCAUUACAAAGUUAUGUGGUGUGUUGUGUUUGAUGUCAUAUCCUUUUGUCUGUUUAUGUUAGUGAUGAAUGUAAUCUGUUAAGUAGUUGUCAAUUAAUAAACAAAUAACCACCUUCA